AUGACAGAGUUUAGUGAUAUAUUUUCCUAUGCCCAUACAAUAAUUGCGUUUUUCGGAAUGUCUUUUAAUUUGUUCCUAAUUUAUUUGGCAAUUUUCCAAACUCCAAAAGUCAUCAAAUCGUAUUCAACUUUAAUCAUAAAUUUUGCGUUGACCGAUUUCUUUGCUUGUUUUUUCGAUUUUUUUGUUCAACAAAGAAUUAUUCCCGCCGGUAAGACUUUGGGAUAUAUUUCGAAUGGAGUUUGUAAACAUUUUUCACCAGAUGUUUGCUAUGUGGGGUGAGUUCUAACAACUUGUUCGCAAGACCCUCGAUGUUUUUCAGAUACAGUUUGAUGCUUCAUUUUCUAUCGCAUUCCCUUUGGUCCCUUCUUCUCUCAUUUUCCUAUAGAUAUUAUAUUUUAUUCCGCCCAGCACCGGAUAGAAUCACAAUAAUUUCUUUACUUCUACUCAUCUAUUUCCCUUCCUUUUUUCAAUGGAUCUCAUUACUUUGGGCACAAGAUGAACCAUCAGAAAUUGUGAAGAUUCUUCAUGUGAGAUUUCCAAAUUACAAUCUAGAUGGUUAUACUGUAACUGGAACAAAGAACAUCUUCUGUUUCAGUGCUUUGUAUACUAUUUUACAUAUGACACUACCAAUUACUCCUGUUUAUAUUUGUAUUUUGAUUUUGAGAAAUCGAAUUGUGGCUAGAUUAUCUUUCCAAGGAGUGAGUAUGACGAAAAACACGAAGAAUUUACAUAAACAAUUGCUCAUGGUGAGUAAAACAUACAAUAUAGUCAUAGCGAAGCUCUAUUUUUUCAGGCACUAACUUUCCAAGCAAUAAUUCCAGGUUUCUAUUUGUUCAGUGUUGGUUCUUACGCUCUUGGUCAAUUUGGAAUCUACAAUCAUCCAGCUCUUGAAUAUUUCACAUUUUCUUCAUUUCUUUUCAUUCCAUUUUUAUCUCCACUUGCCUCUUUUAUUUUUGUCACUCCUUACCGUAAUUUCAUUCUUCGUAGAGGUCAUAAGAGUUCUAGAAUUGAUAUGUCAUCAACACAACCACAAAAUACAACAACAAGUCUAGCAUAUAUCGGAUAA
Molecule: messenger RNA, 1066 nt
Organism: Caenorhabditis angaria
Lineage: Eukaryota; Metazoa; Nematoda; Chromadorea; Rhabditida; Rhabditidae
Source: the annotation of a GenBank genome assembly